This is a messenger RNA of Tarenaya hassleriana, 5088 nucleotides long. Its product is annotated as disease resistance protein TAO1-like. Lineage: Eukaryota; Viridiplantae; Streptophyta; Magnoliopsida; Brassicales; Cleomaceae. Gene Ontology annotation, molecular function: protein binding; ATP hydrolysis activity; ADP binding. Bases 111 to 4781 code for a protein of 1556 amino acids. The record is from RefSeq and is a predicted model, not a curated record. Gene Ontology annotation, biological process: signal transduction; defense response. The transcript has 11 exons.
AACCUGAUUCUCUGACUCUUCCUGCCUUGGAGAGGAGUGUGCCCUUCAUCUGCAGAGAAUUUUCUUCUCUCCAUAGCUUUCAUGAAAGGAUCGAAGCAGAGGUUAUACAAAUGUUCACAGCAGAUUCCAGCUGUUUCCUCACUCUCCCGCCAUGCCGGAAGCUUCUUCGGCUUCGUCCUUCACAACCUCCGAAGAAGCUCUUUUCGCGACGAACCUCUUCGCCUUCUCCCAUCUCUACUCGUUCCAUCGCCCGGUUCCACAGGAGCCCUUCACUCACCACUUUUCCGCCAUCGAAACGCUCGAUUAGAGCUUCUUCUUCGUCUCCCUUGUUUUCUCCCUCUUCGAAGCCGACCAAGUACGACGUGUUCAUCAGUUUCCGCGGUGAGGACACACGCGUGAGCUUCACGAGCCACCUCGCCGCCGCUCUCCGCCGCGAUAAGAUCGAGACGUUUCUCGACAACGAUAAACUCCGCAAAGGUGAGGAGAUUUCACCGGCGCUGGUGGAAGCAAUCGAGGUAUCGAGGAUCGCCGUCGUGGUUUUCUCUAGGGAUUACGCGUCUUCCAGGUGGUGUUUGGACGAGCUCGUGAAGAUUCUCGAAUGCAGGAAGAAGAAUGGGCAGAUUGUGUUGCCUGUCUUCUUCGACAUUGACCCGACAGAUGUCCGACGACAGACAGGGAGCUACUCGGCGGCGUUCGCUGCACAUGAGGAGUAUUACAGGAGGAGGUCUCCGGCGGCUGCGGCGAGGGUGAAGCGGUGGAGAGCUGCUCUGACGGAGGCUGCGAAUCUGUCCGGAUUCGAUUCCACUGUCAUAAGGCCUGAAUCUGAACUAGUUAAGGAGGUUGUAACUUGCAUUCUGAAGCACCUUAAUGGUCUUAAGAGGGGAGGUAAAGACGAUUUGAUUGGGGUAGAAACCCUGAUUGAAGAAGUGUUGAACUUACUAGGUAAUGGAAAGGAUGACAUUCGGUGUGUGGGAAUAUGGGGAAUGGCUGGCAUUGGGAAGACUACAAUUGCUGGAGCCAUUUUUAAUCACAUCUGUAGUCGAUUUGAAGGUUGCUGCUUCCUAGCAAACGUUAGAGAAGAAUCUGAACGACGGGGGAUUUUUAGCUUAAGAAGUGAACUGCUUUGCCAGAUCUUUGACCAGCAGGAUAUAAUUGUUUCCACCCCUGAAAUUGGACAAAGGUUUCUUAGAGACAAACUCUGCCGUACAAGAGUUCUCAUAGUUCUUGAUGAUGUGAGCAGCUUGAGACAGCUAGAGUUUCUGAUUAAGGACGUUAAUUACUUUCGUCCAGGAAGCAGAAUUAUUAUUACCACACGAGACAAGGAUGUGCUUAAGCAUGGGGUUGAUGUGAUUUAUGAGGUAAAAGGAUUAGCUGAUAGUUAUGCACUAGAGCUAUUCUUUCGGUGUGCCUUGAAAGAAACUGUUCCUUCUAAUGAUCAUUUGCAUAUGGGUAAGAGGGUUCUACUAUAUGCAAACCGAAAUCCUUUAGCUCUUAAGGUCUUGGGAUCUUUUCUAUGUCAGAAAAGUAUAAAGGAGUGGGAAAGUGCACUCUAUAGACUUCAGAAGUUACCUGAUAUAGAAAUUCAGCGUAUAUUGCAAAUAAGUUAUGAGGAUCUGAAUGAGGAAGAGAAGGAGAUUUUCCUUGAUAUUUCUUGUUUCUUCAAAGGAGAAGAUAAAAGUUUUGUCACAAAUAUGCUCGAUGGUUGUGGUUUUGCUGCAGAUAUUGGGAUAAGAGCACUUAUUGACAAGUCAUUGGUUACAGUUUCACAAAAUAAGCUUCAGAUGCAUGAUCUGAUACAAGACAUGGGUAAAGAAAUAGUUCGCCGAGAAGCUCCUCGAGAGCCUGGAAGACGGAGUAGGUUGUGGAGUCAAGAUGACAUCUUUGAAGUAUUAACAAAAGAUAAGGGAACUGAAGCUAUCGAAUGCAUAUUUUUGAAUUUGUCUCAAGCAAAAAAGAUGCAGUUGAGCCCUCAGGCAUUUUCAACGAUGUGUAAUCUUAGGUUUCUUAAAAUUUACGAUACAGAAAGCUCACAAGGCAAUUGUAAACUAGACCUUCCUGAAGGCCUUGAAUUUCUGUCCGACAAGCUUACAUAUCUCCAUUGGCACAGCUAUUCUUUGAAAUCAUUACCGCCAAAGUUUUGUCCUGAGAACCUCGUUGAACUCUCGAUGAAGUACAGUAGUCUUGAGCAACUUUGGGAUUGCACGAAGGAUGUAAGGAAUCUUAGGAGGAUUGACCUGAGCUAUUCGACAGAUCUCAAGGGCAUCCCAGACCUCUCGGGAUCCGCAGCACUUGAGUGUAUCAGUCUCCGGGCCUGCAGAAAUCUUGAUGAACUCUCUAGCGUUAGUUGUAAGCUAAAACAACUUAAGUUUUUGGACCUAUCAGGGUGCUCAAAUCUGGCUGAAUUUCCAGAGAUUUCAUGGGACUUAAAGGAGUUACUCUUGGAAGCUACUGCAGUGGAAGAGCUUCCUCUGACCAUUAGGAACUUCACUCAACUCGUCAAAUUAGAUCUGGGAAACUGCAAUAAGCUCAAGAAGGUUCCGAGUAUCGAUUAUGAGUUAGAAUCACUGGAAUAUCUGAAUAUGUCCGGCUGCUCAAGUAUCACAACUUUUCCAGAGAUCUCUAGGAGUUUGAAAACAUUGAUUUUGAACGGAACUGCAAUAAAUGAGAUCCCAGCAUCCAUCAUCGUCCUUGGAAAACUGGUUUUCCUGGAUCUGCAGAACUGCAGAAGCCUCGCAAGUCUUCCGAGCUGUAUCUGCCAUUUAAAGUCUCUUCGAGAGCUCAAUCUGUCUGGCUGUUCAGACUUUGAUUCAUUCCCAGAAAUCCUUGAGAGAAUGGAUGCUUUAAGUUGUCUCUCUUUAAAUGGAACUGCCAUCAAAGAGCUUCCUUCAUCAAUCGAUCAAUUACAUGUGCUUUCUUCACUAGACCUUGGAAACUGCAAGAGUCUUGUUAGCCUUCCAGAUGGAUUUUGCAGUUUGGAGUCCCUCAAAGAUCUAAAUCUCUCUGGAUGUACAAAACUUGAGAACUUGCCGAAGUGCUCAAGUAAUCUAAACUCGAUGAGGAUGUUGAGAGCAAAUAGAUGUAAUGGUCAUGUUAUAGCAUUGCUAUUGGAAAGCUUGCUUUCUCUGAGGAUUCUACAUCUAAGUGACUGUGGAUUGUCAGAAUUUCCUGAAACUUUGACUCAAUUGUCGUCCUUGAUGGAGCUUGACCUCAGCCGAAACAAUUUUGAAAGGAUACCUCCGAGCAUUAAGGAAUUUAAUGAUCUACGAAGUCUUGAUCUGACUAAUUGUGAGAGGCUUCAAUCCUUACCACAGCUUCCAGGUGGAAUAAGAAAAUUAGAUGCAAGCAACUGCACAGCCCUUGAAACAAUAUCGGGCAACAAAAGAUUUAACAUUCAGAUUUACCCCUUAAACUAUGUGGAGACCUUUGUGUUUGCAAACUGCCACAAACUUGGUCAAGAUGCGCAGAACAUAAUCGCACAACAAGCUGAACUCAGACUUCAUGCAUGGAUGUCCCUUUCGAGCUUUAUGUUAAAUUUGAUAACCAAGACAUCUCCGUUUACGUGGAUGCGUUCAGAACAAAUCAGGUACUUGUUCAAUAGGAUGCAUGAAUAUAAAGACUAUAGUGAAGCACUACAAGGAUUGUAUCAUGGUCUCUUAAAUGAAGAGCCUGAGCCAGGGAAAAGCCCUUAUACCAUGAUGCUCCGUAUUCUCAGUGCCAUUCAUAGACGCUCUAGGCUUGAUGUCCAAGGACAUUUUAGAUUUUUCACCUGGGCUACACUUCUCUCUUUGUCUUACCAAGACAAGCCUUCAACAAGCUUUUGUUUUCCAGGAAAUGGAGUCCCAGAAUGGUUCGAAUUCCAAUGUGUCGGUUUUCAAAUUAGCAUGAAUUUUCAAACUGAUAAACAGUCAAAUGUUCCUAGUCUGUUUGUGGGUUUUGCUAUUUGUGCUGUUGUGGACUUCCAAAGCUACCAUGGUGAUAAUGGUUUCAGUGUCAAAUGUCAAUGCCACUUCCACACCAAGAAGUUUGAUUCGUUUGAUAUAGUUUGCUACUUGAGGGGCUGCAGUGGACAUAAGGGUGAAUUCAUGCUGGUAGAAGGGGAUCAUCUGUUCGUUGGCUAUGACUUUUCUUUAAUAUUUGAUGCGGCUAAUGGAAGUAAACGGUUGUUCAGCUUUUCUCAGAUUCUCCACGAAGUCUCAUUUGAGUUCUCCGUGGUUGAUUCGGAUGACAAUCCGUUAGAUUGCUGCAGAGUGACAAAGUGCGGAAUCCUCCCGCUUUACUUCAAUGAUACGAUCCCAUCUGGAAAUCAGAUCUCAAAGGGACAUGAUAAAGGCAAAGAAUGGAUACAGGUAUCCUCGAGAAUAGUAGCCGAGGCAUUUAAAGGUUACGGCAUAUUCAGGAUGUUAUUUUACAGCAUCCUCAGGAUUGGCAAGUUAUCCAUGGAUUUUGUUCACAAGGGUGGAAAGAUCUAUCUUUUUCUAGCAUACAGUUUUGCAGGUCAUGAGAUAUUUAGCAUCCUGCUAGAAGAACCAGAAAUUUCAGGACAUCCUCGAAAUGUCAUUAGUUUUGAAGUUGAGCCCAAAGUACCACGUCGAGACAAUGGCCGAUUGUUAAAGCACGGACAAAGUCUCAAGCCAAACGAUUCUGAGCAGAAACCAUCAACAAACAAAACAUCCAGAGCAGCAGACAGGAAUGGUGAAGCAAUAAACUUGUCGAUGCUCCUAAUUUCCGUCAUCGGCAUUGUUGGACUUUCUUGGUGUUUCAUAGUUGGACCCUGCAACUAAACUGUGACUACGAUCUCUGUUGAUACCGCUCUAUUGAACCGGGAAAUAACGUUUCUCUCCGAGAACCCAGAACAGUGGAUUCCCCAGACAUUGCACAGAAAGAUCCGUAUGUAACUUGUACAAUUUUAUUCGAAUUCAGUUUGUGGAAUCGUGAAAUAACUAAUGAAAACGGGGAACUAUAGAAUUGUUCUGGUGGCUUAUAAGUAUUUUCCAAGUACCUUAUAGAAAUUAUUAGAGAGAUUGGCCGGUUACGUGGUUUGAUUAAUCUUAGUCUAUAUAGUUAAAGUUUUUUUCUUUUUGUUUCUAU